Molecule: messenger RNA, 3213 nt
Organism: Terrapene triunguis (Three-toed box turtle)
Lineage: Eukaryota; Metazoa; Chordata; Testudines; Emydidae
Gene: MSL2
Product: MSL complex subunit 2
Exons: 2
Coding region: 93-1826 (577 amino acids)
Cellular component (GO): MSL complex
Molecular function (GO): ubiquitin protein ligase activity
Source: RefSeq, a predicted model, not a curated record
GCGACCCCGGACCCCCGCUGACUCUUGGCCGGCGCGGACUAGCCGCCGCCCUUUCUUCUUACCCCGGAGCCGUGGGCGUUGGAGCGGCUGCGAUGAACCCGGUGAAUGCCACUGCUCUCUACGUGUCAGCGAGCCGCCUGGUGCUCAACUACGACCCCGGCGACCCCCAGGCCUUCUCCGAGGUCACCAAGCUCCUGCCUUACUUCCGACAGUCCCUCUCCUGCUGUGUUUGCGGAAAUUUGCUACAGGAUCCUAUUGCUCCCACCAACUCCACGUGUCAGCAUUAUGUCUGCAAAACUUGUAAAGGCAAAAAGAUGAUGAUGAAACCAUCAUGUAGUUGGUGCAAAGACUAUGAACAGUUUGAGGAAAAUAAACAGUUGAGCAUUCUAGUGAACUGCUACAAAAAACUGUGUGAAUACAUAACACAGACUCCAUUGGCGCGAGACAUAAUACAAGCAGUUGACUGUUCUGCAGAUCUUUUGGCUUUGCUCAAAGAUGGAUCACCACUCCAUGAAGACACAGAAAACAUUUCUGAUGCAGCCAUGCCUUUGUGUUUGACACAUUCUCCAUUACCUUCAACCUCAGAACAUAUUAAUGAUCCUCAAGCUAGUUUUUCUUCAAUACCUGAAAGUACGCAUAAUAUUGAUAUUAGAAGUUCUGUUAUCAAUGGGUUGCCCAAUUGUAAUGGGCUUUCAGUGGAUAAACUUGGAGUAAAUAUUCCUUCCCCUGAACAUGCAAAUACAAUUGAUGUGUGUAGUACUGGAGAGUACAUAAAAACUGAGGAUAUCUCUAGCAGUCUUCAGCCUGUGUGUGACACAGUUUCUACUAGUGACUUGUGUACAUCAGGCCUUGACAUCUGCAGUUUCAACGAAGAUAUAAAACCUGGCUCGCUAUUGCUUAGUGUUGAGGAAGUUCUCCGAAGCUUAGAAACUGUUUCAAGCACUGAAGUCUGUGGUUCUGAUUUGCAGCCCAGCUUGGAAGCCACCGUAUCCAAUGGUCCUUUCCUGCAGCUUUCUCCCCCACCUCUUAGCCAUAAUGUUUUCAUGUCCACAGGUGCUUCUCCUCAUGGGAUCUCAUGUACAGCAGCAACACCUAAGGUAGUUAAGUUAAACCGGAAGCGAUCUCGAUCAGAAAGUGACAGUGAAAAGGUUCAGCCACUACCCAUUUCCAGCAUCAUCUGUGGCCCAACGUUGGGAGCAUCAGCUCCAGUAACAGUAAAACAGGAAAAUAAAAUGUCUUUGCAGCCUGUAGCAACUGUACCCAAUGGAGGCACUACUCCCAAAAUAAGUAAAACUGUACUCCUGCCUAAUAAAAGCAUGAAAAAGAAUCUAGAACAUGCCCCCAAGAAAUCUCACCCGAAAGCCAAACCAGGAAUACUGAAAACAAAAGACAAAGCAAAGGAAAAGGUUGCUAGCAGUAAUGUUAUGCCAGGAAGUCCGACAAAAACUGCAUACAAAAAGCCACAAGAAAAGAAAGGGUGUAAAUGUGGUCGCGCCACCCAAAACCCAAGUGUUCUUACAUGCCGUGGCCAACGCUGUCCUUGCUACUCUAACCGUAAAGCCUGCUUAGACUGUAUAUGCCGUGGCUGCCAAAACUCAUAUAUGGCUAAUGGGGAGAAGAAGCUGGAAGCAUUUGCAGUGCCAGAAAAGGCCUUGGAACAGACUAGGCUUACUUUGGGCAUUAAUGUGACAAGCAUUGUGCGCAGUGCCAGCACAAGCACCAGUGUAAUUAAUGUGACAGGGUCACCAGUAACUACAUUUUUAGCUGCCAGUACACACGAUGAUAAAAGUUUGGAUGAAGCUAUAGACAUGAGAUAUGACUGUUAAAUCAUUUUUUUCGUCUUUUCCCUGCCCUUAGUAGGGGAACUGCUACAGUUUUAAGGCAGCUAUGGUUCUGUUUAACUUGCCGAAGCUCCUGCCUAUAGAUCACUUGUAUCAAGUGUUUUUCAUUGCUAUGUUAUGUGUGUUAGUGUCUGGGAAAUAGUUUGCAGAUAAUGGAGGAGUUACCCUAAAACUAUGUCUUUAGAUCUCACAGCAACUCAUAGUUUGAGAUCAGAUGCUGAUGUAAAUGGUUUUAAUACAAGAUGACCUUUGGAAAGGAACAUAUUAACCUCAUUGUACCAGUUAAUGCUUUGUGCUCAAUUAAAGCUUCCGAUUAAAUGUAAGGAAGUGGUAUCUAGUCAGUCCAUCAAAGUUGUGCUAGUUUAUGAUGUGUGAAAGUAACUGCCAAAUACACUGCCAUAGGGAGUCAGUGUUGCUAGCAAAUCACAUCCCAUUCCUGUUGAAAGUACAGUAUUAACGGAGGACUGCAGUCUUUGAAUGACACAUCUUUUUUGAUCAUGAGCAUUGGUUAUCUAGAGCAUGGAACAGUACAAAUCAGUAAUUUAAUGGAAAGAGAAGUUGUCCCUCAUUGGAAUUGGCUAAGAAGUAACUGGGCAAUCAACUGGAAUCAGUUGUAAAGUGGCUGUCCCUCCAGAUCCUGCUCAAGUUUCUGUGUAAUCGCUUCAUUCACUUUUUCUAAACAGCCUGCAGGUGGAUGUGUGACUGGUAUAUUUUAUGCCCUGUGGCACUAACUCCAUUCAUCUUUGGCAUGUUGCUGUUCACUUCAUCAUGAGAGGGGAAACAACUGAUAAACAAAGAAGGGCCAAAUACCACAUAUGUAAACCCAUUGAUUUCAGUGGGAGUUGCUGCAAGUGGUAUCUGAGAAGAAUUUGACUCUAGGUUACAAAUAUAAAAAAUAAAUCUGGGCUGGGUUAAAAUCUUUGUCCAUUGGUGCCCCCCAAUACAUCCUGGUUUAUACAGCCUUUACCCACCAUUGGUUUCUCUUUUCUUCACUUAAAGAUAUAAAUGAGGUUAACACUGUAUUGUGAUGCACUUGGGAUCUAUUUACCCUAGGAAAAUAGCCCAUUGUUACUUGCUUCCCCUCAGUCAGGAAAGAGAACUGAUGGGUAAACAGGAUCAAGUUAUUUUCACUACUCAUUAGGUAAAGUAUGCAAGACAGCAUAUUCCACCAAGUGUUCAACUCACUCAUCUACAUUCAGUAUGCCCAACUGGUUGAUUUCCAGUUAAUCCCUGAAAAUAAGGAAAUAGUUUGAAGAAGGCUUUUUGCAUUUUGCACAACAUUACAGCAGUUUUAAGAUUUUUUUAUGCCAUUCUAAAGAAGUCAGACUUCCUCAUGAUGCAGAGAUAUCUCCUCUUUAAAUGGCACAGCACA